Molecule: messenger RNA, 2065 nt
Organism: Diachasmimorpha longicaudata
Lineage: Eukaryota; Metazoa; Arthropoda; Insecta; Hymenoptera; Braconidae
Exons: 7
Coding region: 360-1922 (520 amino acids)
Biological process (GO): G protein-coupled receptor signaling pathway
Cellular component (GO): plasma membrane
Molecular function (GO): adenylate cyclase inhibiting G protein-coupled glutamate receptor activity
Source: RefSeq, a predicted model, not a curated record
AGCCAGGCCCCAACCGUAGUUCCUCGUUGAGCGGCCACCAUGCUGUACCUCUCUCCGUGCUCCGGUCACCGUCACUCAAUUUUUAACAUUUUUUUUGCAUAACAGGCAACAUUGUUUUUCUAACCUACAAUUGACGGGGCAUUAGAAACAUUACGGAGUUGAACCAAAUGACAAGAAGAUUUCUUCAGAAUUUUUCCAUGGGAAAUUUCACUGAAAAAUUUCCGUACGGAUUGAAGAACGGAAAUGGCGCCUAGAAGACAUAAAUUUGGCGACCGGUGAUGGUGUCAGCAAUCCACGUGGGUCCCCAAUAGUUGCAGAAACCCUUGGGAAAAAAAAUAUAUAGGGGUCCACUCCCAAACAUGCGACUCAGUCCCAUUGUAUUUUCAGCGGGCCUCGCCGUGUUGGGCGGUCGUACCGCCUGGGCAGAUGUCCCUCCAGCCCACACCAGUGAAUACGAGGCGAUGAUGAUCGCCGCAGCAGCAGCCGGUGUAACCACCGGUACGACAACGAUGAAAACAAUUGGAUUUAUGCGAAGAAGUCGCACGGAACUGUCAACAGAAUUUUUUGUCAUUCCUGAUGUUAGUGAGGGGAGUGGGAAUGGUAGUGUUGGCAGUGUGGCAAGUGUUAUCAGUGUACCACCACCGAACAGAACGAUCUCUAUUAAUCAUCCAACGAGAAAUGUCGGAUACGCUGAUGACGGAAGAUUCACACCGGGUGUCACUGUCAACGCACCUUAUUAUCAAAAUAUUUUGAGGGAUAGAUCUUGGGCUUUACCGCUCGCUGCUUUCAGUGCAGCGGUUAUGCUGCUCAUGGCGGUCUUCGAGAUUUUUGUUUUGUUUAAGGCUCGAGCAGCAGCUCCCAACAGGCGUCACCUGUUUCUCGGCCAAGCUCUCCUCCUAGGAUUAUUCAUGCUGGCUGGAUUAUCAGCUGCGGCUUCACUCGCUCCAAAUCCACUAUCAUGUGCAGCCUUUAGACUGGUUGGAUUGCCAGCAGCUCUAAUAUUUGCUGCUCUACUCGUCAAGUGCGUAUUUCUGCUUUCUCUCAACAGUGGAAUAUAUCUCCCGGCGCCUUAUCAGGCCCUCGUUCUACUCUUCGCUGUGCUCGUUCAAGUUGCAAUUGUCGGUCAGUGGUUUUACGGUGAAAUACCGGACGUCAUUCGACCGUGUAUCAUUGGGACAAAGAAAUUGCAAACAGUGUCGAGUAUUCAGUCUCAAUUCACGUGCUGUAGGACACCUCUUGGACAAACUAUCGCUUCAUUAGGCUAUCCUGCGAUUUUACUGAUCGCCGUGGCAGGUUUGGCAAUACGAGCACGUGGAAUCCGUGACAAUUACCGAGAGGCUGCGUUCAUCGCUAUAGCAGUGGGUCUGACAGUCCCAAUCUGGUUGACAAGUGCAAUCGGAGCACUAAUUGCCAAUGAACUUGAUCGAGAGGCAUGGUUGGCCUAUGGCCUCCUGUCCACGUCUCUCGUUCUCUUCCUCACCAUGUUCCUGCCUAAGGGACGUCAGCUGGCAGCUCUGGGGCGCGAGGGACCCGGGGGAAUAUCCACUGUCGUGAUGAGGAACGACAGAAUUGGUGGGAGGAGAGAUAGGGAUGACGAUCGUCUGAGCUCUUUACCUGGGAGUGGAUACUCCUUCUUUCAUUUCAAACCUGCCGAGGGGGGCUCAUUCAAACGGAAAGUGGAUUAUCAUAGCACAGAUCGUAUUGCAUUGGUGUCUUCGGCGAUACCCGGAUGUAAUGCCUGCAGACAUGGCAACAGUCCUGUUUACUCGGAUGAUAUGCAGGGGCCACCUUUGGAGACGUUUGUGUUACCACAUGGAAUGUAUAUACCAGAUUCAGAGCUGAAUGCUGCCAAUCUGUACACGACACUCUCAGCAAAUCCCAAUGUGUUCUUCCAACGCGCUCAUCCUGGCAUGAUUUACUGAUAAUUAGUGUACAGUGGAGUGGGAUAUUGUUUCAUAUGAAGAGUCAUUAUGCUUAAUGGAUGAAUGUUUUUAUUUUUUGUACUUUUAUAUGCCCAUGUAUGUCGUAUGAGACUUAGGAGUUCAGUAAAGACGUGAUAAAGAUA